Ambispora leptoticha is the source of this 1603-nucleotide messenger RNA. Lineage: Eukaryota; Fungi; Glomeromycota; Glomeromycetes; Archaeosporales; Ambisporaceae. The record is from the annotation of a GenBank genome assembly.
AACUAGAAUUCAAAGAGACUUAAAAACUGAAGAGGAGCAAAAACAGGAUUCAAAGAUAGGUGCCAUAGUAAAUUCCUUUAAGAAUCAAGAAGAGGUUCAAAUUUUUCGUAAAAAACAUCGAAUUCGGGUGUACGGAACGGACAUCCCGUAUCCAUUUAGGUCAUUUCAAGAUCUGGUCACCCAAUAUGAAAUUAAAUUGUACUUGCAAAAAAAUCUUCAAAACGCGGGAUAUUCACAGCCAACUCCGAUACAAAUCCAAAGCAUUCCCGUGUCAUUGCAUGGACGCGAUUUAAUGGCAAUGGCACCUACAGGAUCUGGAAAGACGCUUGCGUACCUAUUACCAAUUUUACAUGAUUUGAAGGGACCCGAAAAGAUGGGGUAUCGCGCAUUGAUUAUUUCUCCUACGCGUGAAUUGGCACAACAAAUUUAUCGAGAAAUCAAAAAACUGAGCAUUGGCAAGAAAUUCAAGAUUUGUAUGCUUACAAAAGCAAGUGCAGCCACAAUUGCACAGGCUCCUCAUUUGAGACAGAAAUUUGACAUACUAAUUAGCACACCACUUCGUCUUGUUCACGCAAUCACAGAGGAAAAUAUCGAAUUAAAAAAUGUUCGACACUUGAUUCUCGAUGAAGCAGACAAACUAUUAGAACUUGGAUUUUUAGAACAGACAGAUGAAAUAAUAAACGCGUGUUCGAAUCCAAGAAUCGUAAAGUCUUUGUAUAGUGCUACGCUGCCUUCCGGUGUCGAAUCUUUAGCUAAUACUAUUAUGAAGGAUCCUAUUCGUGUAGUUGUUGGUGUAAAAAACGCGGCAACUGAAACCAUAAAACAAAAAUUAUUAUUUGUCGGCCAAGAAGAAGGAAAACUAAUCGCGAUCCGACAGCAAAUUCAACAAGGACUAAAACCACCCGUGCUGAUAUUUGUGCAAUCUAUUGAACGCGCAAAAGAAUUGUUUCAUGAGUUGAUUUAUGAUGGGAUCAAUGUCGAUGUUAUACAUGCUGAAAGAACAAAAGCUCAGAGGGAUUCUAUAGUCCUCAACUUUAUGCAAGGAAAAAUUUGGGUGCUCAUAGCUACCGAACUAAUGGCACGCGGUAUGGACUUCAAAGGUGUAAAUUUGGUGGUGAAUUAUGAUUUUCCGCAGUCGGUGCAAAGUUAUAUUCAUCGUAUUGGAAGAACCGGGCGUGCGGGUAGAAACGGGGAAGCUGUCACUUAUUUCACAAAAGAUGAUGCUCCGUUUUUGAAGAGUAUUGUAAAUGUAAUGAAAGAAUCUGGAUGUGAAGUUCCAGACUGGAUGCUCACCCUAAAACCACCAUCACAAAAUGCCAAAAAGCAAGUACGUCGGAAACCAAUUGAUCGACGCACGAUUAGUACCGUUUCGAAAUAUGAUUUGGAAAAAAUUAAACGGAAAAAGGAGAUCGUUGAAGCUUCAAAAAAGCGAAAAUCUAAUACUGUCGGUGAUAAUCAAAACAUUGAAAAGAAUGAAAGAAAUAAAUCAAAAAGUAACGAUACCAAUAAUAAUAAAGAUCAAAAGGACGAUCAUCACGAAGCUAGUGACGCUGAAAAGCCGAAAACGAAAAAACGUAAAAAGUCCAAAUUAAAUACAAAAUGA